CACGCUGCACGCGUUACGGGCAAAGGCAGUGCAAAAGCACUGAAGCACGAACAAACUCUCUCUCUCCUCUAAACUGAUACCACAUACCAGAGAACGCCAGAACGGCCGACUAGGCGACUACCGACGACCGCAGUUCGCUGCGAGCCAGCGACGCUGCCAGCCGCGUUCACAUUCUGCGGCUUCGCGACCAAAUUCGCAUUCUUCGGCUUACCAAAUUCGAUUUUUGUGAUUUCUCUAAGCGUCGCAAUAAUAUCCAGCUGCACUUGGUGGUUAAGAGCUCUGGUCUUGAGAAUUGCAGUGAAUCAUGAGCAAUUCUUUAAGCUUUGAACCUUUUAACAGGUUGGUGAAAUUUACAGCCCGAGCAUUCUAUGAUGACAUCUCAACAAAGGGUGAUAAUCAGCCCAAGACAAGUCGGAGUGACAAUCGGGGGAUGGCAGUGGUUAUUCUUGAUGCACUCACUAGACGUCAAUGGGUGAGAGAGGAAGAUUUGGCAAAGGAUUUAAAAAUUCAUUUGAAGCAAUUACGUCGGACAUUGCGGUUCUUUGAGGAAGAGAAGCUGGUAAUGCGUGAUCAUAGAAAAGAGACAGCAAAAGGGGUAAAACUGCAUAAUGCAGCAGUUUCAGCCACAGCUAAUAGUCAUCAUCAUGGAAGAGAGGGAGAAGACAAGAUUAAGCUGCACACUCACUCAUACUGUUGUUUAGAUUAUGCUCAGAUUUAUGAUGUUGUGAGGUACAGAAUGCAUCGUAUGAAGAAAAAAUUGAAGGACGAAUUGGAUAGCAAAAACACAAUCCAGGAAUAUAUAUGCCCCAGCUGUAACAAAAGAUAUACUGCGCUGGAUGCAGCAAGGCUUAUUUCCGACGAUGGUGAAAAUUUUCUUUGUGAAAAUUGUCAAGGGGAACUUGUGGCAGAAAGUGACAAGUUAGCUGCUCAAGAAGUAGGAGAUGCUGAUGAUAAUGUGAGGAGGCGCCGCCGUGAAAAGCUAAAGGAGAUGCUUCAGAAAUUGGAGGAGCAGCUCAAGCCUUUAGUGGAGCAACUUAAUAGAGUUAAAGAUUUGGCAGUUCCUGAUUUUGGAACUCUGCAGGCUUGGGAAGUGAGAGCUAGUGCUGCUGCGCGUGCAGCGGCUGAGGACAAUCCCAAUGAUCCCUCCAGGUCAUAUCAAGGUGGAACGCCAAUGCCUUUUCUUGGUGAUCCUAAGAUUCACGUGGCAAUUAGCGGUGUGGAAGAUAAAGAAGACUCUAAAUCUGGUACUGGAAAUGCACCCAUGAAAGUUUUGCCUCCUUGGAUGAUCAGACAAGGCAUGAACUUAACGAAGGAGCAACGUGGUGAGGGGGAACAGGAAACUAAGCAGGAUGUCACUUUGGAGCCCUCUGGUCUAUCAGACGAUAAGAAGUCAACUGUUGUAAAGGACGAAAAAAGCCUACAGGAUGAGUAUGUUAAAGCUUAUUAUGCUGCUAUCCUGGAACGACAACGUGAAGAAGAUACCAAGGGGCAGCAGGAUAUAUCUAGUGGAGAGGUCUCGGGUCAACCCAUACCGUCAGAUCGUCAAGUUGGCGUAAAAUCAAAACGUGAGGAUGAGACCGAGGACGAGGAUAUAUGGGAAGAGGCUAUGCCUUCAGCAGGGAACUCUGGCAAAAGCUACAAGGUCGACUUGAAUGUUCAAGCUGAUCCUCUAGUUGAGGAGGACAACGAUGAUGACGACGAUGUGGAGUGGGAAGAUGGUUGAUUUUCGAAUUUGUCGAACUCACCUUGACACUGUAGUUUUAUCAGACAUUGUAAUAGUAGUGAAGCCUGACUGCGAAAUAGCCUUUUGAUAUAAAUCCUGAGUUUUAAGUGGUUUUCUAAGUUGUGGGAAUGGUGAAAUAUUGGGAGGCUGAUUACUACUAAUAUGAUGGAACACGUUCCUUUGUGUUAUAACAAAUUCUUGUAUUUUCUUGAUGUAUAUACAUAUAAGUAAUACUCGGACUUUCAACCA
This is a messenger RNA of Beta vulgaris subsp. vulgaris (sugar beet), 1972 nucleotides long. RefSeq names its product transcription initiation factor IIE subunit alpha. Bases 305 to 1723 code for a protein of 472 amino acids. NCBI's taxonomy places the organism in Eukaryota, Viridiplantae, Streptophyta, Magnoliopsida, Caryophyllales, Amaranthaceae. Gene Ontology annotation, biological process: transcription initiation at RNA polymerase II promoter; transcription open complex formation at RNA polymerase II promoter. Gene Ontology annotation, cellular component: transcription factor TFIIE complex. The record is from RefSeq and is a predicted model, not a curated record. The transcript is spliced from 11 exons.